Molecule: messenger RNA, 1321 nt
Organism: Erigeron canadensis
Lineage: Eukaryota; Viridiplantae; Streptophyta; Magnoliopsida; Asterales; Asteraceae
Product: ribosome maturation protein SBDS
Exons: 5
Coding region: 88-1161 (357 amino acids)
Biological process (GO): cytosolic ribosome assembly; ribosome biogenesis
Source: RefSeq, a predicted model, not a curated record
CCCUCUGUAAUAAUAAAAAUCAAAGGCGGCUUUUUUGUUUCGUUUUUCUUUUUCAUAAAAUAAAAAAAUAAAAAUCAAAGGGAGGGAAUGUCUCGGACGUUGGUGCAGCCGGUGGGUCAGAAAAGAUUGACGAACGUAGCCGUGGUUCGCCUCAAAAAACAUGGAAACCGUUUUGAAAUUGCUUGUUACAAGAACAAAGUCCUGUCCUGGCGCUCUGGCGUUGAGAAAGAUCUGGAUGAAGUGUUGCAAUCACAGAUCGUUUACUCAAAUGUUGCCAAAGGAGUUCUUGCCAAGUCAAAAGAUCUAAAGAUUGCUUUUGGGACGGAUGAUCAAACUAAAAUCUGUCUUGAGAUAUUGGAUAAAGGAGAACUGCAAGUUGCUGGAAAGGAAAGAGAAUCACAAUUAUCCAAUCAAUUUAGAGACAUUGCCACUAUUGUCAUGCAGAAAACUAUCAAUCCUGAAACUCACCGCCCUUAUACUAUAAGCAUGAUUGAGCGUUUGAUGCAUGAAAUUCACUUUGCUGUAGAUCCAAAUAGCAAUUCCAAGAAACAGGCACUAGAUGUCAUCCGGGAACUCCAAAAACAUUUCCCCAUCAAGAGGGCCCCCAUGAGACUAAAGCUAACUUUAUCAAUACAGAACUUCAGUUCUCUCGAGAAAAAACUUACUGAGUGGAAAUGUACCAUCGUUUCUAAAGAUGAAUCUGGAAGCCAAUACUCUAUUGUAUGCGAAAUGGAUCCUGGGUUUUUCCGUGAUUGUGAUGCAUUUGUGAGAAAUCUGCAAGGAAGGUCUGAAAUUCUUGCAAUCUCUGUGCAUGGUGAGGGAGAUAUUAAUGCAGACCACUAUGACGGCCAUGAUGAUGCAUCAUCAAGCGAAUCCAAGAAACCAACAGACCUCGUUGACCAAUUGAGUGAGAAAAUUCAAAGACAGACAUUGGCUCCAAAAGCCGACAUUAAUGAAAGUCAGGUAAAGCAAAACAAAUGUAGUACAUGUGAUGCAGUUGUGGGGGAUGCGAAACAGUAUAGAGAGCACUUCAAGAGCGAUUGGCAUAAACAUAACCUGAAAAGAAAAACAAGACAAUUGCCUCCUGUUUCUGCUGAAGAAUGCAUGACUGAUGUGGAACUGGGUGACUCGAAGGGAAAUUUGGAUGAAUACAAUUUCUGAAGUUGGACUUUAUUCUUACUUUGCAUGUUUUGUGAAAUGUAGAGAGUUAUGCAUCCAGCUGUGUUAGCGACUCCAACUAUAUAUUAUGACAUGUUGAUGCUUCUUAUCUGACAUCUUACUUGUAUGGUUUUAUUUGGUAGUGAUAUUCGCACAUUUUGUA